AUGUCUGCAGAAAUAGAGAACACAGAAACACAGCAUAAAGAAACUGAUUCUGAGGCAACGGCCACAGAAGAGUCGUUUAAUACGGUUACAGUUCACAGCGGAGGCGACUCAGAGUCUGAAAAAGAGACUGUCGAAGUGAAAACUGAGAUUGAGGAAAAGGUGCAAAACGCUGCAGCGCCGGACAGCAGCUUAGAGGAAAGUCCAGCGAAAGUCAGCGAGGACACGAACAAGAAUUCUAAAUCCAAGGAGGAGGUAGAACACAGUGAGGAGGAGGAGGAGUACGGUAAACAGCAGGAGAAGGAAUCUUCUGCCUAUAAAGUGAGAGUUUCUACUGCAGAUGACCUCGAUGAGAUGAUGGACAUCGGAACAGUGGAUCAGGUGGAGCAGGAGGCUCAGAUGAAGGAGGAGGAAGAGUUUAUGGACACAGAAGGCAGCCGAUCACCUGCUGCACCGAAUACAGUCUCGGUGACAGAGGACACCAAGUCUGUCGAGGAGGAACCUGAUGUGAAACCAACGACUUCAGACCUGAUCCAGUCCAGCUCGUCUCCAUCGUCUGAAGGCAGAGACAGCUCAUCUCCAGCGACAAUGUUGAACGGGAUGAAAGUGGUCAAACUUUCAGUACCACGAUCAGACUCUGAGAGGUUGUGUUCUGCUGACCAAACAGCCAGGUCGACUCCUUCGCCUCCUCUGGUCAAAGUAAAGGACGAGCCGGUGGACGAGGAGUACGAACAGGCGCUGGUUUCCUCGACGUCUACGGCCAGCGUGAAAGACGAACCUUCAAAGGAGGACUUGAGGAUCGGAUCCGUCUUUUCUGUAACUUCAGGUACCGAUACUCAGACGCUGCCCGUCAUCAACCCAUCGUCUCUGCACAUGUCGUGUUCACACUGCAAGAAGAACCUGAUUAAAGGACAGACGGCGUUCCAGAGGAAAGGUUCUCCUGCGCUGUUCUGCUCCACCAACUGCCUCACCACGUCGCUUCCCACCAUCAAAGGACCCACAAAGAUCUGCCACAACUGCCAAAAGUUGAUCUUUCGAGCUCAGGACAUCAUUCUGGCUCCGGAUGCUAAAGGAGCCAUGAAGGAUUUUUGCAGCCAGAACUGUCUGACCUCCUUCAACUACAAGAGAAACGCCUGCAACUACAGAAAGUCGAACAUCUCCAUAAAAACCCCGCAGCCAAUCGCACCACAGUCACUCUGCAGCAUGUGCACCAGAUACUGCAUCAGCAAACACGAAGUGAUCCUGAGCGGCGCCGUCCACAAGAUCUGCAGCGACGCCUGUUUCAACCGUUUCCGAACCGUCAACAACCUGUCGAUGGCCGGCUGUGGUAACUGUGGGUCGUACUGUCACAGUAAACCGCUGCUGCUGAAGAUGGAGGACAUCAACAAAACCAUGUGCAACACCGAAUGUUUGACCAAAUACAAGGAGAAAACCAAGAUAUCCCAGCCGUGUACGAUGUGUCGAACCACCCGUUUGCUGGCAGAGAUGGUCGACAACAAAAACAGCGACGACUCGGUGAACCUCUUCUGUAGCAGCAGCUGUGUUAUGGCGUUUAAAGUCCAGACUGUCAGUGCUUCAGGUGCUCGGUUGAAUUGUGACAACUGUGGAAAACACACGGUGCCGGCUUAUCACCUGGCCAUGUCGGAUACCUCCAUCAGGAACUUCUGCACUCUGCCAUGUGUCAUGACUUUUCAGGAAAAGUUCAAGAAGUCCCAGAAACAGGUGAACGUCUUUACGAAGCUGCCAAUCGGAUCGACCCAGUUCCAGACCGUCCCUCCUGCACAAUCACAAGAGGUCAAAGGGUCGUACAAGCUGAACUGCUUCCAGUGUAGCCGCAACAUCAACUUUAAACCUGAGCUCAUCCAGAUUAAGGACAAGAUAGUUUUUCUGUGCAGUAUCGACUGUUCACAUGAGUACAAGAAGGCCAACUACGUGUCGAGCCUGUGCGAGUACUGCAAGAUUGAAAAGAUGACCAGAGACGCCAAGAGAAUCAACAACAAAGACUGUUAUUUCUGCAGCGACGGCUGUAAACUCCUCUUCAGACACGACUUGAGUAAAAACUGGGGUAAAUACUGUCACUCCUGCGUUUACUGCCACUGUGUCUCCAAGAAGCUGGUGACGGCUCAGUACGGAGGCUCGACGGAGGAGUUCUGCUCUGAGGAGUGCAGGUCCAAAUACACAAUGCUCUUCUGCCAUGUGGCAAAGUGUGACACCUGCGGGCGUAAAGGGAAACUAAAGCAGAGUCUUCCUUUGCUCGGAGAAGUCAAACACUUCUGUGAUCUGAGCUGUCUGCUGCAGUUCUGCAGCAACAAAGUGGCAACUCAGGGAGAAAUCGCUAAAGGCGGUACAGGGGAGCCCACGCCUGUCAUCGCCAACGUCAUCUCGCUAGCUGGUCCUACGACGGGGAAAUCUAACGCGUCCGACAGAACCGCCCAGCAAAGCACACAGUCUCGAUAUGAGUUGAGGAACUCUUCACAUAUCAAUCGUCAGACAGAAACGUUGAAGGUUCCUCCUCCUCCUGCCCCAAAAAUCCUGAAGAACAAAGCUCUCCUCUGCAGGCCACUGGUUCAGAACAAAGGAGUCUCCUGCAAAACACAAACCACUGAUGUUGAGGCACAAACGGAUGAAGCCUAUCCAAAAGUCAUGGUGCUGCCGGUUCCUGUUCCGGUGUACGUUCCUGUUCCCAUGAACAUGUACAGCCAGUGUACCCCCAAACCCGUGGGCCUGCCGUUACCUCUGCCAGUGCCGAUGUUUCUUCCUGUGACGAUGAACAGCGCUGAACGCAUCGUAGAAACCAUCCAGGAGAUCAAACAGAAGAUCCCGUCUGAUCCGUACGAAGCAGAACUCAUCCUCAUGGCCGAGAUGGUGGCAGAGCAGGACCAGAAGAACGACAAGCAGGAUAUGGCAAAAGAAAAAGCAGUGACGAAAGAGACGGAGGCACAGGAAGCUCCUGCACCAGAUGACCACGUCAGUAACUUCAGCGACGACUUGGACACAGAUGAACUGACCAGUUUGCUGAACAACUGGGAUGACGCCUCAUCUGACGCAGGCCUCAAGUUACCAGGUCGACCGUACACCGCUGAGAGGAUCAACUCCACGUUAGACGUUGCCGAGUCCAGUGAGUCUCCUGAGCCCAAACCUGCAGCUCCACCUGUCAUGGACAUCGAAUCGGACUUCACUGUUGAAACUCUGGAGAGGAUGUCCCGGCUGAGAGAACAGUCCCGUAAACCUCCAAGUCCUCCUCCUGUGACUUCACGACGACGACAAGUUCACAGGAAAGCCAGAGAAAAGAGGGGUCGUAAGCCUCAGCGGGCGUCCAAAGCUGCUGAGUCGACGUCAAAGAAAGCUUCACCCAAAAAAUCAGCGGCUUCAGAAAUCCCGAGACUGAAGAGUCAAUACGGGGUUGAUGCUUGGAAGAGAUGGAUCCAGUGGAGGCAAACUCAGCCCAACCAGGAGAAACCACGAGUCGGCUCUCGUCCUCUGGAGUUGAAGGAGGAUGUUCUGCGCUGCACCACCGCUGAGCUCAGCUACGGCCUCUGUUGCUUCAUCAACGAGGUGAAGCGACCAAACGGAGAGCCCUACUCUGCCGACAGCCUCUUCUACCUCUGCCUCGGCAUCCAACAGUAUUUGUUUGAGAACGGUCGUGUGGAGAACAUAUUCAUGGAUCGCUUCUACAGCAAGUUCUCCAACGAGUUCACCAACAAGCUGAGAGGUUUCAAACCUUCCAUCACAGCCAGUGGUUACAUCCACUCCCGUGUGGAGGAGGAGUUUCUGUGGGACUGCAAACAGCUGGGAGCUUAUUCCCCCAUCGUCCUCCUCAACACUCUGCUCUUCUUCUGCUGCAAAUACUUUGGUUUCACUACAGUGGAGCAGCAUCGCCAGCUGUCCUUCGCACACGUCAUGCGCUGCACCAAGACCAACCCGAACAACACCAAGACGACCUUCCUGCGAUUCUACCCGCCCAUCUCCCUAAACGAGGCAGAGUCAGAGUUGGAGGCCAUUCAAGCAAAGAGGCGCAAGGAGGAGGAGAAUAAAGAGGACAUCCUGGAGAUGAUAGAGAACACAGAGAACCCUCUUCGAUGUCCGGUCAGACUCUAUGAGUUCUACCUCUCCAAGUGCUCGGAGUCCGUGAAGCAGCGCACCAACAUGUUCUACCUUCACCCUGAGCGCUGCUGCGUCCCCAACAGCCCGCUGUGGUUCUCCUCCACGCCGCUGGACGACAACACCAUGGAGGGCAUGUUGAUCCGCAUCCUGACCGUCAGAGAGCUGCAUCUCAAGGCCAAGAAAAAAGAGGGGAUGAAUCAACGGACGCCCGAUGACCCACCGUUUAUACCUGAAGACGAGGAUUCAGAGUGAUGAGAACAGAAGUGACCUUUUACUGGUGUUGCAGCUGGUGGUGUAAAUGUUUGUAAAAUAACUGAAACAUUCAUUGAAACAUGACCUAGUAAGCAUAAAUGGACUGAAUUAUACUUCCUUAAACCACAUGUUGAUCAGGAUUAGACGCACAAUACAAUUCAGCUCCACAUUCAGACUGUUCACUGCUGCUCAGCGGGACGCUCAGCGGUCCUCCUGUGUUUUGUGGUUUGCUUCUCACUGAUAAUGCUUCUCUUGUUUCCUUCCAUGUGUUACGAUUCCAUGAUCAUUCAUUGGAGUGAUGGAGGUCCAGAGUGAAGAGCUGCGUUGAGUUAAAUGUUGAUUUCUGUUGUUUUGGUAAUCAUCCGCCCCAGAUGACAAACUGAACACACGUCGUCAUGAUUUAGGUGCGAGUCAUUAACAAUCAUGUCCAGUGAAAAUCCUGCAGACUGUUUCCAGACUCGGUACUUUUGCACAGUCGUUUUACCCCGAGGUUGUUUUAACGUCAUUGUCAGAAAUUUAGGGAAUCAUUAAGUGAAUUGAAACACAUAUAGGAAAAUAAUUCUUAAAAAUCAUUAAUACCAAAGUGUAACAUGACAAUGGGUUUUUCUUUUUGCCUUCUCAUGAUUUAAUUAAUUUUCCAGUGGCCUUUACUUAUGAUGUGGAAGAUGAAUUCAGUUCACGCUUAAAAGAUUUGGUCACUUGAUUGUGAGAUUAUCAUUUAAGCUUAAUUUGUGUUUUUUUUUAAUUCUGUCCAGGAAUGGAGAAAUUAACAAAACUUGCAUUCAAUUAAUGGGAUUAAAAGCUGCCAUAUUGCUGUUUUAAAAGGUUCACAACUUUCAUGCAAUUUGAAAAAAGGAUCCAAAGUUUUCAGACUUUAUUUUGUAAUGAUAUUGUAUUCCUCUAAAAAAAUUCACCUUUAGCUUAACAAUCAGGAACAUCAUUCAAAAGGAAAAACAUCACAGACAUCCAGUUGAUGGGAUUAAAAAUGUAUCUACAUACUGUACAUAUGUUACAUUUGGAUAAUUCUGUUGCUGUUUAAAAAGCCUCACGACUUUCAUUCAGUCUGAAAGAAAACUGAAAUUGAUCUGCUUUUUAGUAUUUUCAAUUCAUUUUGAAGCUGCUGUUUCAUCCCCAACUUUUCCAAAAGCAGUAACUUUGCAAAAUGAAACCAGUAUCAUUUAAAUGGACAAAUGUUCAGUACUGGUGUCCAAUUGAGAUUUCUAAUUCAAGUAAGUGCUUUCAAGAAAACUUUUUUAAUUGGACUGACACCACUGUUUAAGCAGACUCAUGACUUUCAAUGUGGAAAAAUACACUACUUUUCAGAUUUUCAGUCUGACUUUUGAGUUCAUUUUGGGAAUGAUAUUUCAUCCAAAGAACUCCCUGAGAAUUUACCUUUUUCCAUGAACUGCAGUAUCAUUUCAAAGGACAAAUUCACAUCACUGUUGUGCAUUUAUUGGGAUAAAAAUGUGUUUCUUUACACAAAGUUCUGGAUUUUGACAUGACUGUUACUGCUGUUUAGGAAGACUCAUGACUUUCUUACAAUAUGAGAAAAUAACACUACGUUUUAUAAUUUAUCGGUCUGAGUUUUGAGUUCAUUGUGGGAUUACUAUUUCAUCCUUAUCUUCAGAUAAUAUAAUUUUGUCAAAAUAAACCCUGAUAUCAUUUUAAAUGGACAAAUUUACAUCUCUGGCAUCCAAUCAUUUGGAAAAAAAGAUGUUUGGGUCUGAAAACUGACUAUUACUGUAGGUACUGUGGAAAAGAAAUACACAACUUUUACAUUUUUAGUUUUUCAGUGAGAAUUUGGAGUUAAUUUUGCGAACAAUAUUUCAUUGAAAGCACCCACGAACUGUAUCAUAUAUAGUUAGUUUUGGGAAUGUCCUUUGCUUUUCCAUUAUCUUCACAAAAUAACUUUUUGCAAAACAAACCAUAUCAAUUACAUGGACAAAGUCACAUCUCCAGCAUUCAAUUCUUUGGAUAAAAAAAAUAAAAUAAAAUUUCUGGAAAUUAUUUGAAUGUAGCUGAUGUUCCUGAGAAGACUCAUGACUCCUAUGUGGUCUGGAAAAAAGUUUUGAGUCCGUUUUGGAAUGAUAUUUCAUCUUUUGCGUCCUCUGAGUUUAUUGUGUUGCAUAAAAUCCCCUGGUAUGAUUUGAAAUAGAAUAAACAACCCCUUCAUGUAUAUCUUGUUUCUUUUUUACCCCAGCUCUUGAGAGUAUGGCUGCCAAGGUUCUCUGAGUGUUUUCUAUUGUAUGUUCCUUUUGAAAUAAAAAAAAAUAUUCAAAA
Acanthochromis polyacanthus (spiny chromis) is the source of this 6633-nucleotide messenger RNA. It is a transcript of the gene zmym4.1, whose product is annotated as zinc finger MYM-type containing 4, tandem duplicate 1. Bases 1 to 4353 code for a protein of 1450 amino acids. The record is from RefSeq and is a predicted model, not a curated record. Lineage: Eukaryota; Metazoa; Chordata; Actinopteri; Pomacentridae. The transcript is spliced from 27 exons.